This is a messenger RNA of Porites evermanni, 2101 nucleotides long. Lineage: Eukaryota; Metazoa; Cnidaria; Anthozoa; Scleractinia; Poritidae. The record is from the annotation of a GenBank genome assembly.
AUGACGUCACAUCCAUGUGUACAACAAACAGGAAAGGAGCGAUUUUCAAGAUCGGCAACGAAUGCGAAUCAGUGCGAGGAAAAAAAUAUGAACGGCUACCGCAGCGAACACGAAGAGCAGAGUUCUACUGUUGGGCAGAUUUGCUGCCUUGUAGAAGACGGUGAACGUUGUAAAAGACCUGCUGGCAACGCGAGCUAUUCAAAGCGAAUUCAAAAGACAGUUUCGCAGAGAAAACUGAAGUUAUCUUUGGAUGCGAAUGUAAGUGAAUAUUGUGUGUAAUUGUAGUCCUGAAUCCUUUUGCCCUCGCAAUUUUGUUUUCCAACUGUACUGCACUUUCAUUAGCCAUGAAAGAGUAGAUCUUGAUGGGGAUCCGUUCCUAAACGGUUUUAUUUCAGGCGAGGCACAUUUACAUUUGCGAGCAUCACAAAAAUAUGAUUCAAAGUGUUCGCAGCAAGAGAAAACGCAAGGACUCUGAUGAUGACACGGAGAUGUCUGAGGUAAGAAUAAAGUUCUCGUUUUCUUUCCCUAGUAUUCAAACCAUUGCUUUUCGAUUUAUCCUUUUUGAUGUCCAUGUUCAAAACGUAACUGUCUUAUGGUCGUACGUAACUUCGAAUUUUUGACCGGUUGUGUUGGUUCAUGCCAUGCAGGUCGAUUUCUGUCAACUACAAGUUAACACGUUACGCCGUUACAAACGACAUUAUAAAUUGCAGACCAGGCCAGGAUUGAAUAAGUCCCAGCUUGUUGAGGUAGGUUUUUACGAAAAUGAGUACAAUUUAAAAACAUCUGCCUUGAUUUAAUUUUCUGAUCCAGACAUCUUUAGGUUGCUUCCUCAUUUUCAAUGAUUUAAAGCCUGCGAACUCAAGUCGAACCCAGAUUUGGGGCAAAUAUUUAAUCUUAUACGUGUUGGUACUCUGUUCGAUGAAAUUAUAACGUUGCCAAAAAAAGAGAUCCGUUUGAAGUGAUUUGAGGUUGAGUUGUCCUAGAAAUGUUUGACUACGUACAUGCAAUGUAUGCUGACUUCCGUGCUAGCCCAACCCCCCUACCCAUGCCUCUUUGCUUCUUUGUAAAGUUGGGGUAGGGUGGUUGUGGAAACUUGAAUUAAUUAACGUUUAUUCCUGGUGCCCGAAUGGGCUCUGAGUCAAGAACUAUUGACUCAGAGGCCAUGAAGGCGAGAGGAAUAAGUGUUUUAGUAACAUCCAACUAGUUGGUCAAAAAUAUAGACUUAGACAAAACAACUUUAGCUAGCAAAUUGCAAUUCAGCCGCCAUUGUUUUGGUUUUCAAAGCUGGCGCUUUUUGCUACUAGUGGGAUUAUAAAAUAUAGCCUAGUAGUAACUCAACCAAUCAGAGUGCAGCAUUGAUAAUAGACCACUAGUUGGAUUUUAUUAGCAUCUUUUAGCCUUGCAUUUUAUGUCAUACAAAAGUUGAUAAACAUAAUCCACUUUUUUUUUUACCUAGCUAAGCAGAAGGCUAUAGUUCUACUGAUUUUCAAAAUUUUAGGAAAAUCUCAGUUGUUCAGGAAUUCAAAAUUUAUCCACCAUCACACCUGUUGGGGACUCAGAUUUUUUCUUUGGCCUGUACUCGUAACAUGUUGAUCACAUCAUUUCUCAUUAUGGCAUUCAUGUACAGGAAUCUUUUAAUAAAAUUAGGUGAACUGUAUCUUUCUCCUCAAAUUACCUGUAUUUCUGGUAUACACAGUAUAUUGCUUGUCUUUUUUGGGGGGGUACCGUUAUAUUGGAAAAAAUGUGGUAUUUUGGGGGUGUAUUGGCUAAUUAUUUGUUUCCGCCCUGGCUUAUGUUCAUCCUUUAUGACAAUGGUGUGCUUAUUUGGAAAUUUCCACUAAUAGUAUGUUCUAGAUGUAGUUUGAUUAGAUGUUAUGCUUAAGGGAUGCCUGAAUGUACAUGUCAUUCAUCUUUCGGAUUAAAAACAAGAGAUAGCUGGCAAACAAAGCUAAUCUGCUUCUUAUUUGUGUUUUUUUUAACUUAGACAAUCCAAAGACACUUCAAGCAGAUUCCAUGUCCAGAGAAGGAGACUGUGACAUAUUUUAUUUACAUGAUCAAAACCCAUAAAAGCAAACUGGAUCAAAAGCCAGAUAGUAAUUGA